This is a messenger RNA of Drosophila sechellia, 283 nucleotides long. It is a transcript of the gene Drsl1, whose product is annotated as Drosomycin-like 1. The record is from RefSeq and is a predicted model, not a curated record. The transcript has a single exon. Lineage: Eukaryota; Metazoa; Arthropoda; Insecta; Diptera; Drosophilidae. Bases 38 to 247 code for a protein of 69 amino acids.
AAUUACUAAAUCAACUAAGUCAACUCCUACCGAAAUUAUGCAAAUCAAGUUCCCAAUUAUCUUUUCCGCUGUCUUGAUGCUGAUUUUCCUGGGAGCGGAAGAAUCACAUGCUGACUGCCUUUCCGGAAGAUAUAGGGGUUCCUGUGCUGUGUGGCACAGGAAGAAAUGCAGAGAUAUUUGCCAGAGAGAAGGACGAACCAGUGGACACUGCAGCCCCAGUCUAAAAUGCUGGUGCGAAGGAUGCUGAAUAAGAUGUACAUGUACAUGUAUACCCAUUUAGGUU